Messenger RNA from Rodentolepis nana, 870 nucleotides. NCBI's taxonomy places the organism in Eukaryota, Metazoa, Platyhelminthes, Cestoda, Cyclophyllidea, Hymenolepididae. The record is from the annotation of a GenBank genome assembly.
AUGAAGCCCGAGAAGCCAAUUUCUUUAAAUUCUCUUAGUACAAACUUUGAGGAGGAUGAACAGGAAAUGGAGACCGCCUCUUUCAUCAAAGAACCCCCUUCUAUGCAUGUAGCACCCAUUACCUCAAACCUAACCACGACUUUCAAUUACCCCACUUCUAGAACACCCACUAUUUGCAGAGACUGCAGUGUUGACACAAGGAUUUUAACUCGAGACUGUGCUUGUUCACCUAUUCCAUUCUCCGAAAUAGCAGAAGACUCCUCUGAAAUUGGCGAGCAUUCUGAUGCUGACGGUUUGGAGUUAGAUGAUGAAGGUGUCUACUUCGCUCAUGACUAUCCUGAUCUUGUAUCCCAUCCGGAUGAUACCGACUAUGGAGAUAUCAGUGACAUGGAGCUUCAGGUGGCCUCCCAGAAGUCAGCUGACCACCCGGUAGAACAAGAAGAGAUACAGCAAAGAGGUGAAGGCUUUUCCAACCUUGUAUCCAUCAUAAAAGGUAUCUCCGAUGAUCUCCUUCAGUUAGAAUCAGGCUGUCAAGAGUUGAUCCAACGUGUACAUGUGAAUAGACUUGACUUGGAUCGGGUGAACGAAAGUCUGAGCUAUGUGUGGAAUUACAAGGAUACUGAAGAGAGGAUGGAGAGAUCUUGGAGUGAAGCAUAUAGUAGCAACGUGCCCUCUCAUCGGUAUACGCCAAUGGGAACGUCAUUCAUAUCUACAACGGGCUCCUGCUGUGCUUGCAACUGCCACUCCCCAAAAAAGGAACCAAAUCGCCUGUCUAUCCCCGAGCCCGAUACACUUUAUCUUCCUGAGCCGGCUGCCUCUGGAAUUGGACAAUAUGCUAGUGAAACGUCCGAACUCUAUAGGCUGGAAUGA